Molecule: messenger RNA, 324 nt
Organism: Menidia menidia (Atlantic silverside)
Lineage: Eukaryota; Metazoa; Chordata; Actinopteri; Atheriniformes; Atherinopsidae
Source: the annotation of a GenBank genome assembly
AUGGCGAACCUCACAACAACCGUGCACCCCAGCAGUCUCCCGUGGCGCCCCGAGGCCGUCCCUCUGUCCCGCGUCUCCCUGCAAGUCCAAGAGGUCUACCCCUUCCACGACGGCUGGAACGUGGCCUGUUUCAUCAUCCUCCUGCUUUUCAUCCUCACCGUCCUGUCUCUGGCCGCCUUGGCGGUUCUCUACGAGCUGCUGGACUGCGGGUGCUGCGCCAAAGGGAAGACGCACCACCAGCUGCAGGAAGAGGGGCCGGGAAGCUGCAGCAAGCUCAUGACCAGCAUUUGCAAGGAGCCAGAAUCCCACACCGAGGUGGUAUAG